GCACUGGUCGAACAGAAUGUGGACGCGGAAGUCGUCAAGAUCUUUAUCGAUGACCCUGUUCUCGCAAAACCGUCAGCUUCUGGGGACUAUUCAGCGUUUACCGACUAUCUGAAGGGCUUCGAUGGCAUCAUUGCUGGACCAGGACCUGGUUGGGCUAAAUGCGACGAGGACGUUGGUUUGAUGAAAGAACUUUGGAGACUGCGAGACGAACAGAUUGUCCCUGUGCUUGGCAUAUGUCUCGGCUUCCAAUCGCUUUGUCUUGCAUUUGGGGCUGAUAUCGAAAGACUCAACGAGCCAAAGCAUGGUAUCAUCACGGCUAUCCUACACAAAAGCCAGUCCAUCUUCCGAGGUGUGGAGAGCCUCCUAGCAACCCAGUAUCAUUCUUUGCAAGUCAAACUCGAUCAUCCCAUCCAAAACAAGCGCGCUGUACGGUAUCCUGCACAACUCUGGGAGCCUACGGAAACCUGCCCCCAACUGGAGCCGCUGGCAUGGGACUUUGACAGUGAUCUUAAUGGCGCCGUGCUCAUGGGCGUCAAACAUAUACAGAAGCCAUUCUGGGGUGUCCAGUUCCACCCAGAGUCAAUCUGCACAAACGAUGAGGGCAAGCGCAUCAUUCGGAAUUGGUGGAAAGAUGCCCAAUCUUGGAACCGGAAACGUAUGUUCCGGAACGUUCCCAAGCAUGGUUUGAUGCCAAACUUGCCGUCUUCGCCAAUGACUGCUGAUGAUUUCCGACGAGAGCUCGGCGUCUAUGACGCCAGGAAACAGAGCAAGCGUUCUUACACAGACUUCGUCGCAAAACUCGAUAGCGACACAAUAACGCCAUUUGAGCUUGCUUCGCUCAUCGCACACGGAGACGGACAGUCAUUACCAGACUUGCCACCGAGCACCGUACAUUGCGCAACUACUGGAAGCGGAAGACUUACAGUAGCCGACGCUUGUGAGUUGUUCGAAUUGACAAGAGGCGAAGCUAUAGUGUUGGAGUCAGGGUUGCAGUCGAAUCUGGUGCCUAUGGCUGUGGGGACAGGUCGGUACAGCAUCAUAGGUGUCGUUAUUCCCGAGGAAACUCUACGCCUACAUUAUUACGCAGGCACUCGAAGGAUGGAACUCCGAGAUGGCAAAGGCCAGGUACAUACCGAUUGGACUGUAUCAGACCCAUGGCCCUAUGUGAGGGAGGUCAUGAAGAGCCUUCAGCCUUCAACCCCGCCAAAGGGCUCAACAUGGGCUCCUUUCUGGGGAGGUCUUAUGGGCUAUGCGUCUUACGAAGCCGGCUUAGAGACAAUCGAUGUUCAUGGUCACAAAGAAGCGUCGUAUCCGGACAUUUGCUUCGCUUAUAUAACGCGGAGUAUUGUGUUUGACCAUCAGUUCAAGAAGAUCUAUGUCCAGAGUAUCCGCGGACCAUUCGACCAAGACUGGGUUAUUGACACAACGGAGAGACUGUAUGAACACGCAGGUUUCAAGUCGCGUGAAACUACUCCAAACUCUGCAGCAAUGAGACAGGCGGACCCUUUUGAGGCUCAUGGCACAAUGCACCAAUACAUCGAUUCAUGUGUCCAGCUCACUGUUGGCGAAACCGAGUACUGCAAGAAGGUCAGUGCUUGCCAGGAUGCAAUAGCAGACGGUCAGAGUUACGAGUUGUGCCUCACGCAUCGUAACGAAAUCCGUGCUCGCAAGCCAACAGCCUGCAAAAUCUCUCACGCGGAGGACAAUGAACACUCCUGGAAUCUCUACAAGCGCUUGACCGGCCAAAACCCUGCGCCUUUCAGCGCCUACAUGAGGAUGCACAACGUACACAUACUCUGUUCCUCACCAGAACGAUACAUAAGCUGGGACCGGUCGCAAACUGCACAGUGUCGACCAAUAAAGGGAACAGUUCAAAAGAAAUCUGGUGUGACUGCUGAGAUGGCCCAUGCUAUCCUCUCAUCGUCAAAAGAACGCGCAGAAAAUCUCAUGAUUGUGGAUCUUACUCGCCACCAGCUUCAUGGCGUAUAUGGCUCCGAAAACGUCCGAGUAAGCCAGCUCAUGGAAGUUGAAGAAUACGAAACGCUCUGGCAACUGGUCUCAGUCGUCGAUGCAGUGCCUAGCGGAAUCUACAAACCCACCACUCCAGAAGAUUGGGAAGAUCCUGUAGAAUAUGCUUCCAAGAAACCCGCCAAGCAAUCCGUUCCUUACCUAGGGUUCGAUGCGUUCGUCGAAAGUCUGCCCCCAGGUAGCAUGACUGGCGCACCCAAGAAGCGGUCUUGCGAGAUUCUUCAGGAUGUCGAAGACGGCGCAAGACGGGGCAUAUACUCAGGUGUGCUGGGUUAUCUCGACGUCGGAGGCGGCGGUGACUUCAACGUCGUCAUACGCACUGCUAUCAAGAUUGACGAUGAACAAAGUGAAGAAAAAGGAGACGUCUGGCGUAUCGGCGCUGGAGGAGCAGUCACCAGCCAAAGCACUCCACAAGGUGAAUUUGAAGAAAUGAUUGCCAAAUUUGGCAGCACUAAGAGAGCCUUCAUGCCUUUGCCGCCACCGAAGCCGAAGACAAAGAACAGAAGGGUCGAAAUCAUUGAGCCUGAUGACCCAGAAUUUGCGGAGCUGCUGGCGAGCAUGAGGGGUGGGGAGGAAUUGACGCUUGACGAUGCGCAGAUCAUGUUGAGGGCAGUGGAACGCGAGCUAAGGAGAAGAAACGCUGCUGGAGAGGGGCGCAUGCCUGCUCAAGAUGACGAGCCAAAGAUAGGCAGCAUCACGACGCCAACACGCGAUUCCACGAGCAUAACCGCGAUGGCAACCGACGCGCCAGAUCCAAGAACUUUUCAGUCAUGGGAAGACGCGUUCCAAUAUCCCAUACCCGUCGUCCGUAAGCUCGAACAGCAGCUCCGCAACAAUGCCGACGAGAAUCGGGAGAAGCUGCGGUCCCUCGUUGGGGCGAGUUACCGCAGUCUCCUCGACACGGCCGAAACGAUCAUCGACAUGGAAGUGCGCAUGGAGCAGGUCGAAAGUAGACUUUCAAGAGUAGGGCAGAGUUGCAACUCGCGAAGGCUGGACAAGAUAACGAGCAAUGCGGGCAAGAUGGAUACCCAUACACGGAGUCGCGGUCAGUCUACACAGAUGCAUUGGGAAGAGAUUCUCUCAGUCAUGCGCAAUGCGCCGGUGGUCAUGACGCGCCUCAUGAAAACAGGAGGAUCAUAUCUGCUCAUUGCAAAAGUCCUGGUCAUCUCGAGACUACUCCACAAGUCGCUGCUCAGUCAGCCCAGCCACAAGGCGCCCAUUGUUGAUCAGCUGUGGGAGAGACUGCUGUCGGCACGGAGAAAGCUUCUUAGAAGGAUUGACAAGCGCCUGUCGAGCACACAAGGCGAGACGGCGAGCCUGGUUGAAAGCAUGUGUGCGUAUGCGCUUGCGACGAGCUCUACGCCGACCGAUGUAUUACACCACUUUCACAAGAUGCGGCUGGAGAAGAUGAACAGCGAGCUUAGGGCUGGGGGCGAUGAACUUGCGAAGCAUGGUAUUAGUGCGCUCAAGCUUUGUAUACAGACAUGUCUCGAUACACAAACCAUCUUUCCGCGACGCUUAGCAGAAGCUUUGAGCAAGCUGAAGGCGCACCCGCUGAUACAAGACCCCGACAUUCGCGGUCUAUACGAGCUAAACCUGGACGUACACGAUCGAUGGCUAGGCGAUGAGGCUCGGAACUACACGCCGUGGCCACGACACAACGAGCUGCAGCGGCCGGAAGCAGAGCGCAUUCUGCACCGCUGGUCCAAGGAUGUCAUCGCCGCUUUCCUCAAAGGUAUACAGAAAGCAUUAGAGCAAGAAGAACGGCUCAAAGAGGUUGCGGACUUGAGACAAGAGUUGAUUGAGACUUGGAUACUGUCUGGUUCGCGAAUGGCGGGUGUUAAGUCAGCCAACGUUCUCGAUGAUUUACGAGACACGAUGAAUGACAAGUUGGAGACUAUAGUGCGAUCACGUACGAAUGGGCUACAGGAUGUUGUUGCUGAGCUUUCGAAUCAGCUGGACGCAGUGUCCUCGUCAGACAAAACCGUGACGCUUUCACUCUGGGACACAACCAUCAAAGCAUCAGAUUUGAGCAAUGGUGCGCAAAUCUUCAAAUCUACCAUACUCAACACCUAUCAAGGGCGUGACGAGUCCGUUACUCGUGUGACGUCCGCUUUUGACAAGUGGAUGGAGUCUGUCUUGGAAGUCAAGAGCAUUGUCAAGAGCAUGAAAGAAGCACGAUGGGACGAUACCUUCGCAGAUGACGUCGACGAUGAAUCCGACGAUGAGCUUGGAGAUUCGAAACAAGCGCUACUUAGUGACGACGAUCCGAAGUUGCUUGAAGAAGCUACACAGGAAGCCUUGAGCGAAGCUAUGCAGAACCUGAGUCAGAGCUUCAACGCUAUCGUCAAGAAACCCAAUGGCGAACAACCAACCCAAAAGGCGGCAUUUAUGCUUCGCGUGGUUAGAGAAAUCGGUGAUCGGAUACCACGUUUAAGACUCCAGGAUAAGGCAACACCGCUCGCAUCGCCGUUCACUUCUGAAAGCCUUCAGCCUCUGCAUACUACGCUCGCUUUGUGUGUUACCCAACCCACCGUAGAGGCUUACAAGGCGUCGCUUUUAGGUUCUCUCAAAGUCAAAACGAACAGCCAUAUCCUGUGGGAAGGACAUCCACCACUACCAAGCCAGCCAUCACCUAGCGCGUUUAGAUUUUUGCGCACGUUGAACAAGAAUAUGGGGGCCCUUGGCAGCGAUCUUUGGGCACCUGGUAGUGUUCAGGUAUUGAGAAGUGGGGUGGCCGACAAAGUAGUCGAAACAGUUCAAGAGCAUCUUGACGCCAUUGACGUGUAUGCGAAAGAGCCGAGCUCUCCUGAUGAGGAUACGAGCGAGGAAAAGAAGGAAGACGAAAAUUCUACAACGACAGAUGAGACUGAGAAACCGAAACUCACCGUAUCAACGUCGAACCACAUUGAGGCAAAAGAGCAGAGAGUCAAGCAGCUACUGUUCGAUCUUCUGUAUAUCCAGCGCUUCGUCAGUAACGCGGGCGAGGACGAUGAUAGGUUCGCAUCGCUUGCUAAGAAGACAAACCUACCGGAUCUGGAUGAAGGCGCAGUGAACAGGCUGAGGAAGACUGCAGCGGAUCAUGCGAAGAAGACGUACCUCCUCUUCGCGUUGCUAGCAUAG
Alternaria burnsii is the source of this 5151-nucleotide messenger RNA. RefSeq names its product para-aminobenzoate synthase component 1. The annotation marks the transcript as partial. NCBI's taxonomy places the organism in Eukaryota, Fungi, Ascomycota, Dothideomycetes, Pleosporales, Pleosporaceae. The transcript is spliced from 5 exons. Gene Ontology annotation, biological process: L-tryptophan biosynthetic process. The record is from RefSeq and is a predicted model, not a curated record.